UGCGAAUCUAGAGAAGCGUUGUUCUUGCCGCUUUUCUCACCCCUACUCUUUUACUACCUACUACUAAAACUCACCAUUCUUCACAGUCGCCGCCGGGAAGAAUGGCGUCCGAUGGAUUCCGGCCGCUGGACGAAAAAUCGGUGGUGGAGUACAUAAAAGCGACUCCGUCUCUGGCUUCGGUACUAGCCGGAGACCAGCCGCAUCAGCUGGAUAGUUUGAAUAUCAGAGAAGUCGGCGAUGGGAAUCUCAACUUCGUCUUUGUUGUUAUCGGUCCCUCUGGUUCUCUUGUCGUCAAACAGGCCAUUCCAUAUGUGCGGUGUGUUGGUGAGUCCUGGCCGAUGACAAAGGAGCGUGCUUAUUUUGAAGUGACGGUUUUAAAAGAGCAUGGCCGCCUAUGCCCUGAGCAUACUCCUCAAGUUUACCAUUUUGACAGGAUGAUGUGUUUAAUUGGCAUGCACUACAUUGAACCUCCCCAUAUAAUCUUAAGGAAGGGACUGAUCGCGGGGAUUGAGUAUCCAUUACUUGCUGAGCAUAUGUCAGACUAUAUGUCUAAGACUCUUUUCUUCACAUCCCUGCUUUAUCUUACUACCACAGACCACAAACGUGCUGUUGCAGAGUUUUGUGGAAACGUGGAAAUGUGUAGACUUACCGAGCAGGUUAUCUUCUCUGAUCCUUACAAAGUGUCUCAAUAUAAUCGCUGGACAACUCCUUAUCUUGAUGCUGAUGCAGAGGCAGUUCGGAGUGAUAACGUCUUGAAGCUGGAAGUUGGUGAGCUGAAAUCCAAGUUUUGUGAAAGAACCCAAGCUCUUAUACAUGGUGAUCUCCAUACAGGUUCUGUCAUGGUUACUCCCGAGUCAACUCAAGUAAUAGAUCCAGAAUUCGGUUUUUAUGGCCCGAUGGGGUUUGAUGUUGGAGCCUUUAUUGGAAACUUAAUGUUGGCGUUCUAUGCUCAAGAUGGACAUGCAAAUCAGGGUAAUGACCGCAAGUCAUAUAAAGCAUGGAUUUUAAAGACAAUAGCAGAUACUUGGAACCUCUUUCACAAAAAAUUCACUGCUCUCUGGGAUGAACACAAGGAUGGUCCCGGUGAGGCAUAUCUUCCUGGUAUAUAUAACAAUUCUGAGCUUCAGCAUCUGGUAAGAGAGAAGUACAUGAGAGAUCUGUUCCAUGACACCCUCGGAUUUGGCGCUGCAAAGAUGAUAAGGAGAAUUGUCGGUAUUGCUCAUGUGGAAGAUUUCGAAUCAAUUCCUGAUGCUGAGAAACGAGCUAACUGUGAGCAGCAGGCUCUGAACGUUGCAAAGUUGCUUCUUAAAGAACGAUGCAAAUUCCAGAGCAUUGAACAAGUUGUUUCUACCAUUCAGCAGUAUCACUCCCAAUAAUAGAUUCACGAAAAAGCUGUCAUUGUAACAAGUAUAUGGCUUCUCCAGUGUGAGCCCAUAGCUCUUUCCCCCCGAAAUGACUGAUCACAGAAGUGCUUUGUCCCCUCAAUUUGUUUUGCUUUAUUCUGGAAAUUUGAAACUUCAUUGUUAAAUGUAUGGUGAAGUGUUUGUGUGUAGCUUUCUGUCUGCAGUUGGCCAAGGAUUGGCCAUACAA
This is a messenger RNA of Ipomoea triloba (trilobed morning glory), 1590 nucleotides long. RefSeq names its product methylthioribose kinase. The transcript has 6 exons. The coding region runs from base 102 to 1376 and encodes 424 amino acids. The record is from RefSeq and is a predicted model, not a curated record. Gene Ontology annotation, molecular function: S-methyl-5-thioribose kinase activity. Lineage: Eukaryota; Viridiplantae; Streptophyta; Magnoliopsida; Solanales; Convolvulaceae.